AUGGUUACCCAGCAGAAAUACCAGUCUGUAACUCUUGGAGAGAAGAAAGACCAAACAAGUACCAGCAAUUUUGUUUCAGAUUUUGAUCGAUGUCCAAACGCAGUAAGCCAAAAUGUACCUUUUUUCCUUGCCCUUCUGUAUUUCUGCAGUUGCAUCAAACAGUAUCUCAACAACAUAGGCAUCUAUGUCUUUUGUCUAUGCUCUCUUAUUUCGUCUAGUUUGAACUGUGAGAGUUUGGUGCCAAUUUCGAUGUUAUUGGAGCUUUGUAUGGGUGGAAUAUCCUUUUUGCAUAAUUCAUAUAAAGUAACCAUUUUGUUUCUUCAUUGGACAUCAAGAAGAAUGGCUUUGAUGCUAGUUUGGCUUGCAUACAAUCACUCUCUUGUAUUAGCGCCGGCAUUUGCUCUUGGCUUCCAACCGUCUUUUUGUCUACGUUGGAAAACAACCCUGCUGCAAAUCUUCUAUGACAUAAGGAUAUUUUAA
Vicia faba (fava bean) is the source of this 480-nucleotide messenger RNA. Lineage: Eukaryota; Viridiplantae; Streptophyta; Magnoliopsida; Fabales; Fabaceae. The record is from the annotation of a GenBank genome assembly.